Molecule: messenger RNA, 1850 nt
Organism: Bursaphelenchus okinawaensis
Lineage: Eukaryota; Metazoa; Nematoda; Chromadorea; Rhabditida; Aphelenchoididae
Source: the annotation of a GenBank genome assembly
AUGUUUGCCAGGAGCCGUCUUUUCGUGGCUACAAAACGAUGGAGUUCAGCUGCAGCCAACGUGAGUUUGAUGUAGAUAUAGUUUGUGUUCUUGCAUUGAAUAACCGAGGGGAAUGGUAUUGAAAUAAACACGUAUUAUCUAUUGACCAGAUAAGAUCGUGUUUAUUAACUCACUGGAGAAACGUAUUUCUUUCUUCAGUUUAAAGGUAUAUUGUUUUCCAUGAUCAAGAUGUUUGCGAACGUGUUACCUUGUGGUUUUUAAACUGUUCUUUUGUAGAUGGCUUUCAAAAACAACCCGAUCGUUCCACCAGACCAGCUUCUUCAACCUGUUAACAUACCAGUCAAGAAGCUGUAUGGUCCAGGGCCAAGUAACGUCAGAAAAGAGGUGGGAGAAGCCCAGACUCAGCCAAUGUUGGGUCAUUUGCAUACCGAGUUCCUGAAGGUCAUGGACGACGUCAGGGAGGGUGUCAAGUACGUAUUCCAGACCAGGAAUCCAUUGACUUUCGUCGUCAGCGGAACAGGACAUGCGGGAAUGGAGUGUGCUUUGUUAAACUGUCUCGAAGCAGGUGAAAGGCUUUUGGUCAUCAGAAAUGGACUAUGGGGAGAGAGAGCGGCUAGUCUGGGGAAGCGGUUGAACUUGAACGUGCACGUUCUCAGCGUGCCUGACGGUGAAGUGGCUACUUUGGAUCAAUUUGAAAAGGUAUUUACACAAGUGAUCAGAUAGUCUAUAAUGUAACGUCAUAGUAAUUGAAAAUAAUUGCAAAUUCGGAAAAUACAGUAAAAACAUAAAACUUGAAUAUAAAAUUAAAUAUUAUAUUUUAAUCUUUCUAUUUAUUUUAUUUUAAUCUUUCUAUUUAUUUUUUGACCAAAAAAUCCUUUCAGGAAGUAGAAACCUUCAAACCUCACGCUGUAUUCGUAUGUCAAGGAGAAAGUAGUACCGGUGUUUUGCAUCCUCUAGAAGGCUUCGGCCCUAUUUGUCAUCAAAAUGGGGCUUUAUUAGUCGUGGAUACUGUAGCUUCGUUGGCUGGAGCGCCAUUCAAAGCCGAUGAACUUGAAGUGGACUGUGUGUAUUCGGCUACACAAAAAGCUCUGAAUGCUCCACCAGGACUUGCUCCUAUUUCUUUUUCUGACCUGGCUGUGUAAGGAUAUACUAUAGUCAUAUAGCUGUAAUAGAAUACAUACAGGUUUUUAUGAUAGGUUGCAAGUCGCUUGUAGGAUUAACUCAUUAUGUAAAUCUCUUUCCUCAUUAUGAAUCUCAAUGUAAAAUAUUUAGACAAAAGUUGAGAAACCGCAAAACGCCUGUGGCCUCAUUUUACUUCGACGCUCUUGAACUCGGUAACUAUUGGGGCUGCUUCGGUGAGGCCAGAAGAUACCAUCACACAGGAAUGGUAUCUCUCGUAUAUGCCCUCAGAGAAGCCUUGGCAGCUGUAGCUGUUGAAAGAAUCGACCAGUCGGUAGAACGCCAUCAAGCUAAUGCCAAGAUAUUGUACCAAUUACUCAAUGAUAACGGCUUUGAAUGCUUCGUCCAAAAAGAAGUAAAUGAAUUCAAUAUCAUCUUUUACAGUGAACAUAUAUGAGCAUAACAUGUAUAUUCUUCUACGUUUCGGUUAACAAAAAAAAAACAUUUUGUUUCAGGAAAACCGAUUACCAUGCUUGACAACAGUUAAAGUGCCAGAGGGAGUCGAUUGGAAAAGUGUCCAAGACAACUUAAUGUCCCAAAAAUGGGAAAUUGCCGGUGGACUUGGAGCCACUGUUGGAAAAAUCUGGCGUAUUGGAACGUUCGGCUUAAACUCAGAUCCCCAACGUUUCCACCAGCUUCCAACUUUGUUAAAACAAGCUGCAAAGUUGUAA